ACGAACACAUCAAUCUGGGUGCACGUUCCUGAACUUGAACACAGGACUGUGCGCUGGUCACUGGAGUCUUUGCCAAAGUGGAGUUGAGUGCAGUUGGGAAGUUCGUGCUGGAACGCCGUCCCAGAGACUACUGGGCAAAGUUGAUUCCAAGUAACGCCACCGGGAAGAGCUACUUGUUUCACUGGACAGAGUCUUAUGUUCCACUUACUGAAGUGAACCUCACUCCUGUGGCCUCCUGGAUUGUCACCUGGAAAUCUCAGCUUUAAAGCCACCGUCUCUCUCUGCACAGCAGUUGCUGUAUUGCAUUGAAAUGAUCCAUAACACCUUAAAAUCUACACAGCUGCUGGAGCACAGCCCCUUGAGGUCACGCUCAGCUGCGCUAAGGAAGUUGUGGAGAUACUCGGGGUGCAGAGGGGCCGGCCAAGAGGAAGGUCAGCGUCGCAGUGUGUGUGUGCUGUCCGCGGAUCUGAAUGCCGGAGAAGGAGGAAGAGGAGGAGGCGGAGGGGUCAUGCACACUAUUCACGGGCUUUGUCACCUCUGCAUCGGAUGCAGACUGCCUCAGGUGACUAUCCUUCGAGGGAAGGAUGGAUACGGCUUCACCAUCUGCUGUGAUUCUCCUGUGAGGGUGCAGGCUGUUGAUCCAGGGGGUCCAGCAGAUCAAGCAGGUCUGCAGCAGUUGGACACUCUCCUGCAGCUGAAUGGUCAGCCAGUGGAACAGUGGAAAUGUGUGGACUUGGCCCAUGCUAUCAGAAACAGUGCCGAUGAAAUCACAGUGGUGGUGUGGCGCACCGGGCCCUCGGCCAAACCAAAUUUUGAAGGGCUCAUCCAUCGACCUUCUUACAAGCCCUCCACUUCAAACUACGACACCCCUUCACCUCCUACCCACAGCUGUGCACCAGAUGCAAGCAGCAAAACACCUCCAGCCGUGCCACCGCUACCAGCGCACCAUCGUGCCACUGGUGCCCGACGACUGCUGGUCAACGGGUCUGAUGCUGGAAACAGCAGAGGUGUGGGCUUAGGGACCCUGGGGUGGGGGGCCCAGGGCGGGUCGUCCGAGGAGCUGGAUGGAACGCCGCGCCUCCUCCACCACCCCCACACUGCCACCCUGAAGGGCACCAGGGUGAAAGCAUCCAACGGGGACAACUACAUCAUCCUGGCUCCGAUUAACCCUGGAAGCCAGAUCUUGAGGCCUGUUUACCAAGACACCCAGGGAACAUUAGCUGCCAGGUUGUACCCCACGCGGCAGGCCUCUGCUGCACAGCCACAGGGUGGAGCUGGGACUGUUGGCGGUGGCUUCUCCAGUCGUACUUCUUUCUUGCGUCGCUCAAACAACUCAAAGACAGCAAAGACACCUUCCUCCUCCACAAACACCGGCCCAAAUAACUACCAACUUCAGAAUGCCAACUUUGCCAAUUACCAGAACUGCACCAUCGUCCACUCUCACACGCCACAAGCCAACUAUGGAUAUGUCAAAGUGGCACCCAAGAUCCUUAUCUUCCCCAUCUUUGUUCAGCCACUUGACCUGUGCAGCCGGAAUCUCAUUAUAUCUGAGGAAAUGAUACUCCACGAGAGCAAGCACCACUCUCUCAAGGUUACGGUCUUUAUUUACAACGACCUGAUGCUUGUAACGAGAGAAGAUGAGCCAGGCAGAUGUAAUGUCCUUCAGAGUCCACUGUACCUACGACAUCUUCGGCUCCAGGACGAUUAUGUUGAAGAACUGCGAUUCUAUCUCAUUCACAUGACAGAGAAGUGUGACUGCCUGCUCAGUCUGGAAGCCUAUUCAGCAGAUCAGAAGCGACGUGUGUGUCAGUACCUGAAGGACAACAUAGACAAGCAGCUCCAGCUUCACAGGAGGGAGCCUCACAUUCCACAUUUCCAGCAGAUGUUGGAGCCGAAGGUAGAUGCUCCUUCGUGUGAGCUCGGCAGAGCAGGAGGCAAUCAAGGAGGUGUGGGCCUCCAUCUGCCCCCCCACAGCUCAGAAGGUGACGAAAGCAGCCUGUACCCUUCCAGCCCUUCAGAACCACCGAACCUCAGCAGCCCUCACCCUUCAGAGCCGCUCACCCCGUUGGAUGAGGUGUACAUGCCCCUCGGGGAUCUGGAAGGAUCUGAGGAGUGCCAUAAGGUGCCGCCCGCGCCACCUCCUUCCACCGAAGGAGAGGACUGCAAGAGCAUGGAGGACCACGAGAUGGAUUUCUGGGCAAUGCAGAAGACCGGGCAGGAGAGCGGUGACAAUAACGAGGAUGAGGACGCGGCUAGUAGGAAGAGUUUGGGGAGUGAGGAGGCAGAAAGAGAGGAAGGAGGUGAGCAGGAAGAGGAGAGGACUGAAGUGGAGGUGAACCAAAACCUGGUGAUGUCCAACACAGAUGAGGACAACGCCUCGGAACCGCCCGACGCCCCACCGUCCUCCUCCUCAUCUUCGUUUGUCAUCCCCGAGCUUCGCCUCGAUCGCUCUUUCAGCGCUGACGCCCUCUCGUCCCCCAAUACCGACGAAGAAGAGUACGACGAUGACGACGACGACGAUGAAUCUGAAGAGGACUACGAGGACGACAGCGAUGACGCCUACCUGCAGCGCAGCGACAGCAAGCGGCGUAGCAUGGUCGAGGGCGCCACCUGUGACAAGCAUGGCGGCGGGAGACUGAGCGUGCAGAACUCUCUGCGUCGGCGCACGCAUAGCGAAGGAAGCCUCCUGCAGGACCCCCGCACGCCUUGCUUCACUUCUGACAACGCCAUCAACUGCCUGGAGGCCGGCGGAGGCCAUCAUAAGGGCGGCUGGACUCUCCCAUCACCCAAAACCUUAAAGAAAGAGCUGACCAAGAACGGAGGCUCUGUGCAUCAGCUGUGUAUGCUGUUCUCUGGAAGGAAGAUGAGUGCCGGGUCCCACUGUAGCUGCAAGGUUGGCCCUGACGGGAUUAAAAAGAAGAAAUCCAAGAACCUGGCUAAAGACAUGAAAAACCGGCUGGCCUUCCUGCGGAGGAGGAACGAAUCCCCAGGAAGUAACGCAGCCGGCAAGUUAGACAAAACCAUGAAGUCAGUCAAGCCCACCCCAGAGGAGGCGCUCAAAUGGGGGGAUUCACUCGACAAACUGCUGGCACACAAAUAUGGUCUGGCAGCUUUCAGAGCUUUCCUGCGCACCGAGUUCAGCGAGGAGAACCUGGAGUUCUGGCUGGCAUGCGAGGAAUACAAGAAGAUCAAGUCGCAGUCCAAGAUGGCAUCCAAAGCCAAGAAAAUCUUUGCAGAAUACAUCGCGAUCCAGUCGUGCAAAGAGGUCAACCUGGAUUCUUACACCAGGGAUCACACCAAGGACAACCUGCAGAACGUCACGCGCUCCUGCUUCGACCUCGCGCAGAGGCGGAUAUAUGGGCUGAUGGAGAAAGACUCAUAUGCCCGCUUCCUCCGCUCAGAACUCUACCUGGACUUGAUCAACCAAAAAAAAGCCAGUUCCACUCCGACUUCGACUACAUCGUAGUCACCAGACCACGCAACGGAGAAAUAACAAAAAAAUGAACAGAAAUUUCCAAUGAUGAGACGAUGACAAAAAGAGGAGAAAAGGGGCGGGCUUGGAGGAAAAGUUGACAUCCUUUGUCUCCUUUUUUAAAAUUUUUGGUGCGUCUGUCGUAUUUGUUGUUAAUGUGUGAGAGGCACUGCAGCAGAAUGUAGUUCGUGCCAGGUGGAUGGGUGAAUGGAUGAACUGAUGAAUGAAUGGAUUAAAAACUCUGGAGCAGGACUUUUCCUGAUCACCUUUUUUUUUUUUAAACAUGUUUAUGUACAUUUUAUGCGGUGUCAAACCCGCAGACAUGAAGACAGUCCGGUACUGUUUUAUCACUUUUUUGUUUCCCUAAUCCCCUUCAGUUUCUCCUUAUGUCUGAAGCCACACCCCCAAGCUGUUGGUACGACACGUGUUUAUCACGUGUCUGUCACGUUCUGUACGACGGAGGCCUAAAAAGAAAAAAAAAAAGGCCCACAUUCAAGAUGACGUCCAUCAGACAGAAUGAAAACUCUGACUGUGGCUUCCUUCUCCACAUGCAUGCCACAUCCUCUCAGCACUUCGGUCUUUCCACUCGAUUCGGCUCCUCUGCAGGCUGUGAGCACCGACAAAGGCAGGAGGAACAGACACGGACUGACGUGAGGGAAUGCAGAUGUCCUCGCAUUAAAAAAAAUGACUGCUUGCAUCGCCUGUUUACAGCACGGAAGAGAGUCGAGACAGAAAACCCAUCCUCAGCACCAAACUGCGUUUCCUUUAAUUCCGUAGCUCAUUGUGGAUCAAACAAGGAAGCAUUCUCAGGACUUUGGUGGGACGGGUUCCAGCUCAGUUUCUACAUGUUCUGUUCUGUUUUAUAUGCUUUAGGGUUCAAACGUGCACUCCUUAGUUCUGCUGAACAAACCACAACAGGUUUCAUAAAUUAAAGAAAAGAAAAAAAACCAUGUUGUGCAGAUGUUAGUUAUUUAGUUGCUGGAAGCUUGGUCAACCCUCACCUCCUCCGUAGCGCUCGGCUUAAAGCUCCUGCUUUCCUCUUAAAACACCAAACAGGUCCAGUGCUGUACUGAACUUUAAGUGCAAUAUACUUUUUUUUUUUGUUAUUAUGUUGUUUUUCAUUUAUUUUAAUACUUUUUAUUGGAAGACGAACAGCUUGAGCUCUGUAUUACCUUUAUUUGUUAAGAGACAUCACAAUAAACGUAGAGCUAUAAGGUUGAUUUGCAGAAUAAACUUUGAAGAAGCCGUAAAUAGUUUAAUGAAUUGUAAGUGAACUAACUGCAUUUUACCCCGGCAGCAGGCCGCCGGGUGGGUGUCUUACGGUUGUAAAUAUAAUUCUUUAAGAAAAGUAUGUGACAACACAUUAAAAAAAAAAGCAGUAGCGAUGUUGCUGGUGAUGAAUGUGGGAGCCGGCUGUAUUUAUGUAAAUAUGUGAGCGACUAAGAGCUAUAAGAGGACAUGUGUUGCUGAAGCAGAGGAGACACAUUCUGUUGUCUUUCCUGGUCAUACACUGCUUGUAAGGAGUUUUCGGAAAUGCAUUUUAUCAUUCUCACUGUUUACAAUUCAAAAUGCAUCUCCUGUGAUAGCAAGUGAAAACAGUAGAGUACAUUUGGUGUCAUUGCUAAUGAUAAAUAAACCAACUGACUGAUGAAAUAAAA
Thalassophryne amazonica is the source of this 5130-nucleotide messenger RNA. RefSeq names its product regulator of G protein signaling 3a (gene rgs3a). Gene Ontology annotation, biological process: signal transduction. Gene Ontology annotation, molecular function: protein binding. Lineage: Eukaryota; Metazoa; Chordata; Actinopteri; Batrachoidiformes; Batrachoididae. The record is from RefSeq and is a predicted model, not a curated record. Gene Ontology annotation, cellular component: nucleus; plasma membrane. Bases 311 to 3466 code for a protein of 1051 amino acids. The transcript has 16 exons.